Molecule: messenger RNA, 1803 nt
Organism: Colletotrichum karsti
Lineage: Eukaryota; Fungi; Ascomycota; Sordariomycetes; Glomerellales; Glomerellaceae
Product: flavin-binding monooxygenase
Exons: 6
Coding region: 1-1803 (600 amino acids)
Molecular function (GO): NADP binding; flavin adenine dinucleotide binding; N,N-dimethylaniline monooxygenase activity
Source: RefSeq, a predicted model, not a curated record
AUGGCGAUCCACGCCGAGUCACCAGAUGGUGUUCCCCAUCGCACCGACUCUGUCCAUAACAUUGACAACAAAGUCGGAGGCACACCCCUUACCCAUAACAUCGAAGAUACCUACAAAGUCUCAGAGCACAUACUAUGGGCUCCUCGAAAGAUGCGGAUCGCCUGCAUUGGUGCCGGAGCUUCAGGCCUGAUUUUGUGUUACAAGAAGGAAAAGGAGUUUGGGGACAGUCUGGAUCUUGUAGUAUACGACCGCUAUUCCGCCUGCGGUGGUGUCUGGCAUGCCAACAGGUAUCCGGGCUGCCGCUGUGACAUCCCAUCUCCUUCAUAUCAGCUUUCAUUCCACCCCAAACCGGAUUGGUCGAGAUACUGCGCCCCGGCUUCGGAGAUUCAGGAAUAUUACCAUUCCUUUGCCAAAGAUCAGGGAUACCUUGAAAAAUACAUCAAGCUACGCCAUGAGGUGACGAAAGCCACUUGGAAUGCGGAAAGCAGUCAGUGGAUUCUGGAAAUCGACGAACUUUUGGGGAAUGGAGAGAAGCGGCACUUCCAGGAUAAAGUCGACUUUCUCGUUUCAAGCAUCGGUGUGAAUAACACCUGGAAAUGGCCUGACAUUCCAAACCGCGAGUCUUUUGGGGGCAAAAUAAUGCACUCGGCAGCAUACGACCCGUCGGUUGUUCUUAAAGAUAAGACAGUGAUCGUCAUUGGGUCUGGAGCAUCUGCCGUACAAAUAGUCCCGGCUAUAAAAGGGGAAGCAAAAAAGGUGAUCUCAUUUUACCGCACGCCUCAAUGGAUCACCGGAGGCCUCAUUCCGCUCGCUGGGUAUACGGAUGAGGACGGAGGAGACUUCUCUUACACAGAAGAGCAGAUCGCCGCUUUCAAGAACAACCCCGAAUUAUACUUGAGUCACCGAAAAUAUGUGGAAGACACCAUCAACAGGGGGUUUGCGCUGAAUUUGCUCAGUCAUCCUAUCCAAGAAGCGGCACGCCAGCAAAUUGAGUCCAAGAUGACCGACGCUCUCAAGGGAAACAAAAGACUUGAGAAACGUCUAAUCCCCUCGUUCCCUAUAGGAUGCCGACGAAUUGGUCCAGCUGAGGGCUUCCUAGAGUCUUUUCAUGAGGAGAAUGUUGAGUUGGCUGAUGGGGACAUCUCAACCUUCACUAAGACUGGCCUGAGAACAAAGGAGGGCGUCGAGUAUGAGGCGGAUGUUAUCAUCUGUGCAACAGGCUUCGACGUCAGCUUCCGUCCCCAUUUUCCGAUCAUCGGCCGCAAUGGCGAGAGCCUCGCGGAGACUUGGAAAGAUGAGCCUGAAGCUUACUUGGCUCUUGCUGCCCAUGGCUUUCCAAAUCUCAUGUUUGGGUCUCUUGGUCCAAACUGUCCAGCAGCCCAUGGUUCUUUUACUACUGUACUCGAGGCGGCCCAGAACUACGUUUGUAGAGUGAUUCGAAAAAUGCAAAUUGAAAAUAUCCGAUCUAUUGAGGUCAAAGCAGAAGUUAUCAAAGAAUACAAUGAGCAUGCCCAUGAGUGGCUCAAGCGAUCUGUCUGGUCGGGAGGCUGCCGUUCGUGGUACAACCAGGGCAAGCCAGAUGGGAAAAUUACCGCGCAGUAUCCCGGAUCUCUUGUUCAUUGGCUUUUUAUGAUGAAUCGACCGAGGUUCGAGGAUUAUGAUAUCAAGUACCGAAGCAGAAACCGUUUCGAGUUCAUGGGCAACGGGUUCACUGACAUUGAAGUGGACGUAGGAGACGUGUCUUGGUAUUUGAACCCGGAGGAGGUGGCAAAGCCAUUAUUCACUUCUUUGAAUCCUGUUUAG